AUGGAGCCCAUCACUCUGGAACCCUGGGGAAUAUUUUGGUCCAGGGGGAAUAGAGUUUCCGCAAAACACAACAGCUCAGGCACCGCUGGAAAGACUGGUCGCUGUGGAGAGGGAGCCCAUGGUCAAAACGAGCGGCCGAUGCUCCAACUCUUGCCCCAUCGGGACAGGGAACUCCGUUGUCGUCAAACUCCCUUCAACACAUCCCUUCCUUGUCUACUGGCACAACUCAUAGCCGACUUUGUCUUCUUGCCUUCCUUUUCCCUUCCACUGUCCCGCCCGAUGAUACCCAAGAGGCCAAGCGAGAUUAGUUCGUGA
Molecule: messenger RNA, 315 nt
Organism: Trichophyton rubrum CBS 118892
Lineage: Eukaryota; Fungi; Ascomycota; Eurotiomycetes; Onygenales; Arthrodermataceae
Exons: 1
Coding region: 1-315 (104 amino acids)
Source: RefSeq, a predicted model, not a curated record